AUGGAGCCCUCGCCCAAGGACGGCGAGAGCGCGGCGGCCGCCGAGCCCGGGCGGGGCGGCGCGGCCCCGUCCAGCGGCGUGGUGGUGCAGGUCCGGGAGAAGAAGGGUCCCCUGCGCGCCGCCAUCCCCUACAUGCCCUUCCCCGUGGCCGUCAUCUGCCUCUUCCUCAACACCUUCGUGCCGGGGCUGGGCACGUUCGUGUCGGCCUUCACCGUGCUCUGCGGCGCCCGCACCGACCUUCCCGACCGGCACCGGUGCUGCGUCUUCUGGCUCAACAUCGCCGCCGCCCUCAUCCAGAUCCUCACGGCCAUCGUCAUGGUGGGCUGGAUCAUGAGCAUAUUCUGGGGCAUGGACAUGGUCAUCCUGGCAAGCUACAAGGAGCAGGGGAUCCCACAGCAGCUCUAGUGGCUGGGACAAGUGUGGUCAGAGAAACGCGGUGAGAGAUUUCCUCUGGCAGCCUCUGGGCCACGGACCUUUUCAUUACCCUUUGUCUCUCUUCUUGUCCCUUUGUUUUGUCUCCCUGUGUCUGCCCGUGCCCGUCCAGCGGAGCGGAGAUGCAGAGCGGCCGGCGCAGACUUGCACUGACGCCUCGAGCAGCCGAGAUGAGGCGAGCACGGCUUGGCUUGCACUGGUCCCAGCCCACCAGGAGGACGAGGGUGCCAGGACAAGGACACAACCUUGGCAAAGGUGGCACCUGGGUGGGCAGCUGAACCAAGGCAGGGAGAGAUCCUGCCUUCACUCUGCUCCCAGGGGGAUGUCGCUGAAGAUGUUCUGCCUUCUUUUUGUGCUUGCUGGUUGUGAACAUCAAAUGCCAAGGAGCUGUUCAUAGAUACACGUACAGGAUAUAAAAGCAAACCAGUGGUACUUCCUUCCUGCCCCGAGAGUCCAUCUGUGACUGCUUUGCAGCAUUGGGGGGUCCAACCCAGCCCCCUCUGCUGCCUGUGUAUGUAAGAUGUUCACUGAAGCUCUGUCCCUGCAGAUGUCUUGAGAAACGUGCUUGCUGUAAAUCCUAUUGUACUGCUGAUGUGACCAGGGCCAUCCCCUGCUUCCACCCGCUGCCACCAUGCAAGGACCAGAGCUGCCACCAGCCCAGGGGACACUUUUCCUAGCACAGGACUGGUGUCCUGCAGCACCUCGCCUCUAGGGCAGCAAGUACUGCCCAAAGCCUCUCAUAUAAAACAAUACUGGGGGAGCCAAAGAACUUUUCCUGCCCCUGGAAGGGACUUGCUGGCAGUGUCUCCAUGCUUUGGAAAUGGAUCCCCUCAGAGCACGACGAGUGCUCCUGGCUGAAGCAGCAGCCCAGCUCUGCUUGCCCAGGGUAAAAUUAACCACCCAGCGUUUUCACACCACCUCCUGAAGCACUGCAGAGGGGACAACACCUCCCUCCAUCUCCUGUGGGAGCUGUGACCAGCUGCAAACCAGCACAGCCAGAGGGCACAGCCAGAGCCUCUCCUCUGGUCCCAAGUGCAUGGCCCCCAGCUAUCCCAGCACCAUCAGCUGCUUUGUACAUGUAGAUGUUUGACAUGCGAGUUUUACAGCUAAAGAGUGAUCGUGGGUAAUGAAGAAUAAAUGCAGUUGCUGCACCCCCAUCUGCCAGCAACACAGAAUUUUUCUGCUGCUCCUUUCUGAUUAUGCAGUUUUCUCAAAAACAAAACAAAACAAAACAAAACAAACAAAAACUAACCAACAACCAAAACAAAAAAGGGCUUUAAUGAAAUAGCUUCUUGGUACUUGAACCCAGCUGGGCUGAUUUACUACUCAUUGGAAAGUAACUCCAGGGAGGAACCAAGCCAGUGAGAAAACAGCUUCACCCUGGGUGAGCCCAACCAUUGCACUGCAAGGCACAGCACCAUUUUUCCAAGUUCAUUGGUGAUGCCAAAUCCACAUUUACCAUGGAAAAGGUGCUUUGGCACACACAGCCAUGGGUGAGGAGAGUCAGAUGUGAGAGGGGACUCCAUUUGUGCCACACUCCUGCUGCCCAAGACACAAAGCUACAUGUCCCUCCCUGUGUGCAUUGACUGGCACACAUUUUAUUAAAGACCUUCCAGUGGUGCUGGAAAUUGCCCUUCACUCUUGCUGUGAGUGUUGUGCUGAGCUCUGUGGGCAGGAAGGUGAAGCUCCCAGUCCCAGUAUUCUCCAGAGGGCUGAUUUAUUCCUUGCCUUCUGCUUGUUCUGGGCUGACCCUGCAGCUCACACACAUGCACACGCUCCAGCCAGGAUGCCUUUUAUUGCUGCCCAGCCCAAACUGCAUCCACUGCAAGACACCACCAAGAGUUCCUUGACAUCCAAACCCCAGGCACAAGGAGACCCUGGCUAGGUCUGACAUUCCUCCCAGGUAAAAGCAAUGUCUUCUCCCACAUGCGUGCCAACCACGGUGAGGCAACACAGCCCUGUAUUUCCCAGCUGGCUUUGCUUCAUGCUCACACACACAAUGCACUUUGAAGCAGUGCUGAAAUUUAUUUCCCAAACUGGCACUCAGCAUUCCCAUCCCCCUGUGGGAGCAGCAUGGUGCAAAACCCCAGGACACAGUGGCACCAUCUGAAGCAGGGUUCAUCAGAGUGAAUCCCACCAGAGCUCAUGCUAACCACAACCCAUCCUUCCUCCUCUUGUAUCUGUAUAAAUACCUAAGCCAGGCUAAAAGUCAAGUCCUGCUUCUCUUGCACCCACCCAAGUGGCCAGAGGGAAGCAACAACACCCUGUCCCCACUGCUGGAAUGGUGCAGUGAAUGGGAAGUGAAGGUUUUGUUCAGGCUCUAAGAAUGGCAAAGGCCAGAGCAUCUCAAUCCAUCUUCCAGCCCUGAGAAUGCUUUCAACAGGCAGGUAGAAGGGAAUGGCACAUUUUGGCUUGGGAUCAAAACAGGGGCUCCCCUGUGCCAGCCCUGCUGGAGGUGAUGGCAGUGCUCCCCCAGACACCCAGCAGUGAUCCCACCCUGGCCCACACCCCUCCUGCACCCACCCACCCUGGCACAAGGACUGCUCCCAAGGCUGGGAAGGGGAUUGCUGGCUCAGGUCUGUGUGCUCUGUGGUUCUGGCCAUGCAUGGGGAGCUCAGAUUUUCCACCUUAGCAAGGAGGGAGCAGGGGCCUGCCCACCUGUGCUGUUUGCACCUUGCUGGUGAGCCCACCUUUCCUUUGGGUACUGGAGGCCAGACUGAGGGGUUGCAGAGGACCAUUUGUAUGCUUGUUUAUAUCACUGAGUGUUGGAUUGUGACUUCUUGUGUUUUGAUACUGUGGAUAUUUUUUUUUAAAGUUAAAUAUAUUCUAUUGCUGGACAGCUGGAAUGAAA
This is a messenger RNA of Melospiza melodia melodia, 3283 nucleotides long. It is a transcript of the gene STUM, whose product is annotated as stum, mechanosensory transduction mediator homolog. Lineage: Eukaryota; Metazoa; Chordata; Aves; Passeriformes; Passerellidae. The record is from RefSeq and is a predicted model, not a curated record. The transcript has 4 exons. Bases 1 to 405 code for a protein of 134 amino acids.